Molecule: messenger RNA, 2280 nt
Organism: Dryobates pubescens (Downy woodpecker)
Lineage: Eukaryota; Metazoa; Chordata; Aves; Piciformes; Picidae
Gene: TFAP2B
Product: transcription factor AP-2 beta
Exons: 9
Coding region: 149-1531 (460 amino acids)
Biological process (GO): regulation of transcription by RNA polymerase II; anatomical structure development; regulation of cell population proliferation
Cellular component (GO): nucleus
Molecular function (GO): DNA-binding transcription factor activity, RNA polymerase II-specific; RNA polymerase II transcription regulatory region sequence-specific DNA binding
Source: RefSeq, a predicted model, not a curated record
GCUUCUGCAGCCUAUUGUUUCAGACAACAGAUAUAAGUUGCGAUGGAAGAGGAACGUCGGAUUUGGUGUCUGUCCCCCAUUUCCAAUUAUAGAUGGAUCAUUACAGACAGAGAAGUACUGAGAAUCCAGACAUCUGCUCUUCACAUGAAUGCACUCACCUCCUAGAGAACAGCCUGCCAUCAUGCUCUGGAAACUGGUUGAAAAUGUCAAGUAUGAAGAUAUCUACGAGGACCGGCAUGAUGGAGUGCCCAGCCACAGUUCCAGGCUGUCCCAGCUGGGAUCCGUCUCCCAGGGACCCUACUCCAGCGCUCCUCCGCUCUCUCACACCCCAUCCUCGGAUUUCCAGCCGCCUUAUUUCCCACCCCCCUACCAGCCUCUUCCUUACCACCAAAGCCAGGACCCUUACUCCCAUGUCAAUGACCCCUACUCCCUAAACCCAUUGCAUCAACCCCAGCAGCACCCCUGGGGACAGAGGCAGAGGCAAGAAGUGGGAUCAGAAACCGGGUCACUGCUGCCACAGCCUCGGGCCGCCCUGCCCCAGCUCUCGGGACUGGACCCCAGGCGGGACUACCACUCAGUAAGGAGGCCAGAUGUCCUUCUACACUCAGCUCACCAUGGCCUUGACUCCGGCAUGGGGGACAGCCUUUCUCUGCAUGGCAUCGGACACCCAGGGAUGGAGGAGGUCCAGUCAGUUGAAGAUGCCAAUAACAGCGGUAUGAACUUAUUGGACCAGUCCGUCAUUAAAAAAGUUCCGGUUCCUCCAAAAUCUGUUACUUCUUUGAUGAUGAAUAAAGAUGGCUUCCUGGGUGGAAUUUCAGUCAAUACCGGAGAGGUUUUUUGCUCUGUACCCGGCCGCUUGUCUUUGCUUAGUUCAACUUCAAAGUAUAAAGUAACUGUGGGAGAAGUUCAAAGGCGCCUUUCUCCUCCCGAGUGUCUGAACGCAUCUCUCCUAGGAGGAGUACUUAGAAGAGCCAAAUCGAAAAACGGGGGGAGAUCCUUGCGAGAAAGGCUAGAAAAAAUCGGUUUGAAUUUACCAGCCGGCAGGCGUAAGGCCGCAAAUGUCACUUUACUCACGUCCCUGGUGGAAGGUGAGGCCGUUCAUUUAGCUCGGGAUUUUGGGUACAUCUGCGAAACGGAGUUCCCAGCCAAAGCUGUUUCUGAGUAUCUGAACAGACAGCACACGGACCCCAGCGACCUCCACUCCAGGAAAAACAUGCUGCUUGCUACAAAGCAACUUUGUAAAGAAUUUACGGAUCUCUUGGCCCAGGACAGGACGCCCAUUGGAAACAGCCGGCCCACCCCUAUUUUGGAACCGGGCAUUCAGAGCUGCUUGACUCACUUCAGCCUCAUCACUCACGGCUUUGGGGCCCCCGCUAUCUGCGCUGCCCUCACAGCCCUUCAAAACUACCUGACUGAAGCUCUCAAAGGCAUGGACAAGAUGUUCUUGAACAACAACACUGCUAACAGGCACACAUCUGGCGAAGGACCAGCUUUGCCCGCUUGGCUUAUGAGCUUCUUCAAAGAGGACUAGAGAUCCCUACACAAUAUAUCAGCAAGUAAAAGUCUCAACUUUUGUCCUCUACCUGUGAGCUGGACAUGUGUGGCAACAGAAACGUGGGAACGAUGCAGGCCCAAGGACCACUGACUCCUCUGGAGCUGCUCCUCAGUCGUGUGUCUUUGGUUCUUCUGGGGCAGAGUGCUGUGGGAACCUCAUGUGAGAAAAGGGGGAAACUGAGACAGAUAACCUUUUCCAUGGGCUGCUGGAAUGAGUUGGAGGUAGCCUUCAACCCUGGAAGGUUCCUGUCGGGGAUUUUGGUAAUUGGCAGGACCCUGCAGAUGUCAUCAGAGGAGGUGUGGAUCUCUCAGUGAUGAAGAUCUCAUGGAUCUCCCAUCUGUAGGUUGGGGAUCCUCAGACUAAAAAGCAGCCCUCAGGGAGCUCCUGAUCCUCCAAAUCCUACCUGUUGCAAAUCACCCAGAUAUUAGCAGGUCCCUGAGGGUGGACAGCCCUGACUCCAGUGCAGGGCAUGCCCCAGCAGUGAUGUGCAGGAAAGGAAAUGGCUACAUGUGUGUGUAUCUGGUGAGGAGUGAUUGGCAUCAAAAGAAUAUUCUGUUUAUUGAAGCAGAGCACAAGGUGUCAGAUAUUGCUUUGCCAGCCCUCUGCAAAAAGCCUUGGUGAGGAGCCUAUGGGCUCAGGUUUCCAGCAUCACCCAGCCUAGCAGGGCUUCUGGGUGUUGAGGGACCCCAAGUUAGCACUCAGUUUUUCAUCUUCCCAGCUGCACA